Messenger RNA from Serpula lacrymans var. lacrymans S7.9, 2356 nucleotides. RefSeq lists its product as uncharacterized. Bases 108 to 1112 code for a protein of 334 amino acids. Gene Ontology annotation, biological process: mitochondrial transmembrane transport. NCBI's taxonomy places the organism in Eukaryota, Fungi, Basidiomycota, Agaricomycetes, Boletales, Serpulaceae. The transcript has 4 exons. The record is from RefSeq and is a predicted model, not a curated record.
GAGAGUAAGUUAUCCUCGACGGCCGACCAACGAAUUAUCGUUUUCUUGCCUUGACCAUUACUUAGGUCACUCCUUUGUCGUCGUCCUCGUCGUCCCCAUCGACGGGAAUGGAGCCAUUCCAUGCAAAAUUAUUGGCUGCAGCUACGGGGUCCACCAUGACCGCCCUGACAAUGACCCCGUUUGACGUCGUAAAGACUCGGAUACAGACUCAACCUCCAGAGCCAUUAUUUCCACGUCCACCACCAUACACAUGUUGUCAGCCAUCCCACAUACCCUGCGUUCGAAAUAUGUCCUCUUAUGCUCGUCCUCUUAUUGAAAGUGAGGUCGUGUGUGUGAUGGACCAUGGCGUGUUUAGAACAGAACGAAUCAAUGGCUUCCUUGAUGCUGUAAGACACAUAUGGCGCGCGGAGGGCGUGCCAGGACUGUGGAAAGGUGCAGGGACAUCACUUCUAAUAGGUGUACCAUCAUCAACUCUGUAUAUGCUCACAUAUGACCAUCUCCUCCGUUCCGUCGUCCCCUCUUUUAUUUCAUCACCCACUCUUGUCCCUCUCACCGCUGGCAUUCUCGCUCGUGCAUCUAUCACAUCCUUGGUAUCCCCUCUAGAACUCAUCCGGACUAAUUUACAAUCAACCCCUAAAUAUAUCGACCGACCACAUACACUCCCUUCUGUACUUCGCUCAGUUCGCACUCAAGUUCGCACUCACGGGGUUCGCUUCCUCUGGCGAGGCCUAGGACCAACGUUAUGGCGUGACGUCCCAUUCAGUGGAGUUUACUGGGCUGGGUACGAGAGUUGGAAACGAUUCUUCGAUUCCAAGGGCUAUGCAGGCCCAUGGGUUGCUUUUAUCAGUGGCGCGGUUAGUGGGACCACUGCGUCGUUGUUGACAUCACCGUUCGAUGUAUUGAAAACGAGGCGACAAGCAUUGAUUAUGUCCGGGACGACGUCGGGGAGGGUAACAUCUACAUUACCGUUGUGUGCUUUGAUACUACGGACAGAAGGUAUUAGUGCAUUGUAUGCUGGGAUGGUUCCUCGGACGGCGAAGAUUGCACCGGCUUGUGGAAUCAUGAUUGCAUGCUUUGAGGGCGUUGGAAAAUUCUUGCAAAAGAAGGAUUGAACAUCACGAUAGACUCAUCACUCACUUCAUAUUUGUAUGCUGGGUUUCUUCUAUUAUAUUCCAUCAGUAGCACAGCAUUCAUAGACGUCAAUUCUCAUGGUAUCUACUCCACAUAUCCUCCUAUGUUAUCAAUGUAGUGAAAGUCCCAGUAUAUUAUUACCCUAGGCGAUUCAUCUGCUUCUUCGCACUGCUUAGCUUCCCACCAACACGGUCUACAUCGUUGUUCAGAUCAUCUAACAGCUCGAUCUGUGUAGCUAAUUCGGAAUUGAUAGCUUCGCCGAGAUGUCUCUGCCUUUGUAGCAUUGUCGUCAACUGUGCGAGCUGAUUGUCCUGCUGUGUCAUUUGCACUUGCUGCAACUGCAACACCCCAGUAUCGUCCAAUGGUCGUGUUUGCUCUGUCUCUUGAGCAGCAGCACCAAACACUCUAGUCACUUGACGACUUGGUGGGCCGAGAAGGGCAGCACGGUCAGACUCAGGUGCAGGAAACGUCUUGCCUGAACCCGAGUCAACCGUGAGUCCCCUAGACAUCUGCCGCGAAACGGUGACCAUCUUCCCAAGCUUCUCGCAGUCAUCCUGUAUGCGAGCCACCAUGUCAGUACGACGCUGCAACUCGCCCUCCGCCAUCCCAUGCAUUGCAAGUGCCUGCAACCCCUGUGUGAGCGUCCGCACUCGCGACAGAAUCUCGGCCAGCUUCUUCUUUGCCUGAACCCCCGCCGUGUGUGAUGCACCAAUGUCACCACGGUCAGAGAGUGCGUCGCGCUUGUUGAUUUCCGCACGCACGUCGCGUAGACGGUUCUGUAGUUCAUGAUGUUCGUCUAACCACGAUGAUGAAGAGAACUGUCCAUUCCCAGAACUGCUCUCUCCGCCUCCCUCAGCAUGACGACCGACUGGCACGCCAAUAAACUCGCGAAAAGCGAUGCUGUCUCGCCACUUGUCUUCUUUGGCGCUGAUGAUGGCACGAAGGUACAAUUCAAGACCCUCUCUACGCUCUUCUAUGAUUUUCUGCUCGCGCGAGAACGUACGAAUAAUAGAAAAGGAGUGCUUUGGCGGAAGAGCAGCUGGUGGAGAGCCUGUCGAUUUGGUGAGUUCAGUGUGUAAUUCCGCGAACUCAGAGUAUCGUCUCCACAUUUGCCAUGAGCGGACAUGGGCUUGGAUUUCUAUGCGGUAGACAGUGUGUGGUUUGGGUUCUGGGCGUGUUUCAUGUCCUCUGAUGUGGAUUGCUUGAAUGGCAGCCAUUUGUCUAC